AUGCGAGCUAUGAAGCGGCUGCUUUCUCCGACCCUUUCGAGCAUGUUGCUCAUCCUGUUCCUUGUCUUCACCGUAGAUGCCGAUAAAAGAGGCUGGCAAAGGGAUGCCGAAGAAGUGAAAAAGGUAAUUUGUCCUCAAUGCCACAAAAUGGAGGAUGGCAUGAUUCAAGAGUUUUAUGUGGUCUCGAAGGUCGGUCGCGAAGACAUGUUUUUUCAUUGUAAGUUAUUUGCUUUUUUAAAUUUUUACUUUUUAUUAUUUCUAGUUUCAAAUAUUUUUUUUGUAGUAUUUUGUUACUUACUAACUUUCCUAAUUUUAUAUAUUUCAGGCGACAUUCACAGUUAUAUUACCCCCAAAACGGCUCUUUACGGCGAUGACAUGUUCUACGCUCUUAUGUAUGUUCCAGUGUUCAACAUGACCAAAUUCCAGCGUUACAUGAUAGAAAUUAAUGGUCGUGGUCAGUUCAAGCGGGUUCAAGUGUAAGUUUUGAAAGACUUUGAAAUUUUUUUUAUAUUUAUUUUUGUUGACAUAACCAAGGUACUGCGUUAAUUUCCGCAGUUUUCUUCAUUUUUUAAGUUUAGAAUGUUGAUGGAUGGUGAUUACCAAUACGCAGUCAAAGGACACAAUGAUAUGGCAAUAAGAAAACCUCAAUACUGCUUUCACAAUAAAGAAUAUCCAAUGGACCAUGAUCGAGCCUUUGUUUACUUGAACCUCUACAUCAAGAGUAAAACGGAAGCAUAUAAUCUGGAAAAAGUAUGUGACGACGACUUUAAAACAGAAGAUCCAGCAGAAUUGUUAAAAGACCUACCGCGUGAAUUAGCCGGUGAAUUCAAUCAUGAAUACUUGGAUAAGUGUUUUGUAAGUUAUUUUAUGGAAUUGCAAUUGGGUUUAGGAUAGAUUAUGUAGAUUUGAGGCUUUUAAAGUAUGAUAUUUUAUAAUUUUCGGUAUUUUAGGAGUUUAAAAACAGAACUUGCGUGUACGACGUUGACAACCCAUCCUACGUGACCUUCUUCGAAGGCAAAAGAAACAGAAUUGCCUACAUGCGCAACGGCCUGGUCGUCUACUUGGGGUGCAUUGAAUAUCGGUGUUCGUACUUCAUUCACGAUACAAAGACCGGGUAUAUCAUUUUUUAAAUUCUUAAAAUCUUGUUUAAUUUUUCUAAAUUAUUUUUUUCCUUCUAACCUAAAAUAAACCAUUGUUGACUUUAACCUUUCACAUUUUCAGAACCGACUGGUGGAUCUCUGAUGACUUAAAAGUAUAUACUUAUAAAAUUCAGGGUGACAUACGCACGAUCGUUCCACUUUUGAGACCCGACGAUCCGUUCUACACUAGUGAACUUCGCUACAAAUAUGCUCCGUCCACCACAACCACUACAACGACAUCUACAACCACCACUACCACGACUCUGAAGCCUAUCACACGGCCAGAUGACAAGCCAGGAGGUGGACAUGAUGCUGAACAUGAUGACGCUGCUCCGGAAGAACAUGGUGAUACAGAAGAGGAACACGAGGACGGUGGUGAGCAGGUAGAAGCCAGUACCGAAACGAGCUCUUCAAGUCAAUAUGUUGUGCUCAUGUGGAUUGUCGCAUUGAUGUUGUGCAUUUUCUUGUAUUGA
Molecule: messenger RNA, 1612 nt
Organism: Bursaphelenchus okinawaensis
Lineage: Eukaryota; Metazoa; Nematoda; Chromadorea; Rhabditida; Aphelenchoididae
Source: the annotation of a GenBank genome assembly